Molecule: messenger RNA, 5965 nt
Organism: Colletes gigas
Lineage: Eukaryota; Metazoa; Arthropoda; Insecta; Hymenoptera; Colletidae
Gene: Asx
Product: polycomb protein Asx-like
Exons: 7
Coding region: 301-3699 (1132 amino acids)
Biological process (GO): animal organ morphogenesis; positive regulation of transcription by RNA polymerase II
Cellular component (GO): PR-DUB complex
Molecular function (GO): chromatin binding; DNA binding
Source: RefSeq, a predicted model, not a curated record
ACAGCGAAAUUUGUAUGUUCGCUGGGGUUUUGUGUGUACAUUGCCGUUCAAACGACAUGAAUUAAAAGAUAUUGCGUGAAACGUUUACACUCAUUUUCGAUUGCUUCGAAAUGUCACGAAGGUGCUGUUAUUGAAGAUUGUUUAUUUCUUGAGGGAGAGAAAAUAAUCGUAUUGUUGAACCUUCUGCCGCAAUAUGAAAUAAAUCAUUACGAAAUCGUUUCGUCGAACAGAGCGGUACCGUGGGUUUAUGUUCGAUUCACCGGCAUUUCGCUCGGCAAUGUCUGAAGUAUAGGUACUGUCAUGGACACAGAUGUAGAACUUGCCAAAAGUGAAGGGUGUGAAACUAGUCCAGGUUGUUCUGGCUAUUCUAGCAUGGUGCACAGUAAAAAAGUUAUCAAACAUGCACUACGACAACAGGCCAAAAGACGUAGGAAAAACACAACCAUAGCAGCUGGCAAUUCUCGUACUCUGCCAAGGAUUGUCGUUAAACCAUUACCACCACCUCCACCGAACGAUCCACCAUCUCCGGUCAACAAUGUACAGCACAUUAACAACACUACAGAAGAGCCUGCUGCCACAAUGAGAGAAGUCCUGGCUAGUUUGCCAGGAUUUAGUUUAAAGUCUGGGCGUAGACGAUCGACGAAGAGAUUGUCAGCGACUGCGCAGCUGGAGGCUGGUCUUGUAGAUCUCGAGUCUCCGGCGAGUAUUCUAGCAAGCACAAGUUUACGUGCUCUUUUAAAUAGGCAUACCUUUCAAGGUUUACCACCUCUGUAUCAAAGAAAACUUGCGCAACUUUUGCCUGCUGUAGAUAGACAGGAUGCCGCCACAUCCGGAUUAAACAAUGAAUUCUUUGCGCGAGCAUGUCUGGAAUGGCGUAAACGCUUGGCGGAAGGAGAAUUUACUCCAGAAAAUCAACAACGAUUGAAGAUGGAAGCUGAAAGAGACAAGAAUAAAUUAGAUCCGUGGAAAGUGAAACAUUUCGAACCAAUAUGGGGUGAGAAACGCGAGCCGAAACUUAGAUCGGGUCUCCACUGUAUUUCGGAAUCAAGAUCUAGCGGUGCUGUAACGCGUUCAAGUUUAAGACUUCGUUUGGAAUCCAAUGUGGAUACACCUACAUUGGAUACUCCUUGUCCUAUUAUUAUGUCGGAAGAUAAAGUCGAAGAAGAUAAUUGUAAAAUUGAAACUAGCAUAGAUAAUAGAGACGAAAUGAAUGAAACUGCACGAAUACAAGAAUUACUACCGGCAGAAUAUAAUGAUACAACGCAUACAUUAAUAGAUGAAAAACAUUUAGAAUCCGUAAACAUGAGCUCUGUAGAAACAAUAAUGGAUACCGAAAUGCAACCGGAUAAAGCGGAAGAGGAUGAAAAAGUUAUUGCGCAUCCAGAGAAGGAAGAUAUGGUCGAGGAGAGUGAAAUAAUAACGGAAGUUUGUCAGGAAAAUAUAUCGAACACGUACGAAGAGGAAAUUCACUUACCCGAAAGCGAAAAGGAUCUCCAGUCAAUGAAAGACCAUAUACUUGAAGUUACAGAAGAAAAUACAAAACUUUUACCCGAGGAAAGUACAUUGUCGAUACCCAGUGAACAAAUAGAACGAGUAUCGCACACGCCUAGCGAAACAGCACCUCAAAUAUCGACAGAAUGCACGCCUCAAACUCCAAUAGAUCAAAUACCUCAAAUAUCAAAGGAACAAAUGUCUCAAAUAUCCGAGGAACAAAUCUAUCCAAUCUCUGAUUGUGAAACAACAACAAUGCUCGAAACGUCACCGUCGCACGAUCAAGUUAGAUCGACAGAAAUUGUUAUAGAAGAUUCUACGUUGAUUAGCAACAAUCAGACUGAAACACCUCAGGUUUCUCAUGAGAAUCCAACAGACGGCGAAUCACAGAUCCCCGAAGGAAUGGAGAUCGAUAGUGAAACGUUGCAACGGAUUCAUGAAUUGGAGGUGAGGGGCGAAAUGCGCGAAGCGUAUGAAGAAAUUUCGGGAUGCCCCGAAGAAAUAAUGUAUCCUAUUCUUGAUGGAAUGGAGAUGGGUGCAAACAAUAGAGAAGAGACUGAAACGCAAGUAGUUUCGGUACAGCCAGAGACCACUAGAGAUCAGCAAGAUGUUAACGGCGGAAAUGAAGACGAAGCUCUUCGAGAGGCUAAUAAUUAUGUUUGUUCUGAAAUGCUAGAGUGUAGUUGGUCGGUAGAUCCAACGGUUAAUAAUAUUAAUAAUAACAAUAGAACACAGGAAGAGCUUCAAGUUCCGUGGCCAUUAGUUGCUGCAGCUCUAGAUGGAUCUGUGGCUGCUAACAUUACCGUGACUACUCAGGACGAAUGUAACGACACGCCUACUACAACUGAUUCAACGAAUCAAUCACAACAGUUUAUCAAUGCGGAUUCAAACGUGGAAUCGGUCAACUGUAUCCAAUUACCAGUUGUUCAAGGGACCCCGUUUCAGUCAGAAAGUCUCGCAAUCGGUACGCCGGGCACAAGUUGUAUUAUGAAGAACUUUCAGUCUCAGAGUUCACCCAUCAUUGCUUUCCCGCAAUUGCAAUCUAUCAGAUUCGUCCAAACUAGUUUUCAUUCUGAUCAAAACGUUGCCCCGCCCUUGAAUAGCACGUCACCGAUAUCUGCUCAACUUCCGAAUCAACAAAAUACAAAUUCGCAAGUGAACAUAAUGAGAACGCAAGAAGAGGUCCAAUUAAAUCCACAAAACAACAAUGCACGGAAUGUUAGGAGCAACGUGACGCAAAAUCAAGUACCGAAUACCGUGCCGGCCACGAUCGGUGUCCAGCCUCAGAAUCGUCCUCAAAACACUAUCGUUAUUCAACACCAGGCAUCGACACCCGCACAACCGCGACAAGUCGUAGCGACCAUACAACAACAACAAUAUCCUGGAGCAACGGUCGCGGUAUCCUCGAGAUCGUCGCGUUCUACCAAUCAAGGCAGUCAGAGAGGUUCUAGAAAUAAUAAUAAGGAACAAGGAGGGGGCAGAUCUCGUAGUACCACGAAAGAACCACCCGGUGCUGUUAAUUUGGAACGUAGUUACCAAAUAUGUCAAGCGGUUAUACAAAGCUCACCAAAUAGAGAUCAGUUGAAAGCUCAUUUAAAACCUCCGCCUAGCUUACUUGCCCGAGGUGAUGGAGCAUUUACUACCAAUAAAUCUGGCGGUCGUACAAUUACGACUGUCAAAACUCAAAAACCACCACAAACAAUACAACACAACAAACAAACUCAAAAUAAAACGCAAGCGGUCAUGCUGAGACAUGUGUUCGCUACAGCGCGGCAAGCUACGUCAGCAGAGGUUCCAGAGAGCAAUACCGUAGCGCAGUUAGGAUCCACGACUACGGGUGGAUUAGGGCAAUACAUACUCGUGCAAAGGACAGGCGUCGGAGAUAGUGCCCCGAGGGCGUCUUCCGCUCCGCCUCUGCCUCCGCAGAUUGCUGGAAUGGGAGUCGGGGUGCAUUUAGUGCGCGGUAGACCAGCCAGCGCUGGAGAGGGUUCGCAUCAAGCCGUAACUUUGAAAGCGAGGGGAGCCGAUGGCAGAGGAGGUGGUGGCGCCGAACCUGGAGCACCCGGUAUGAUAAUGGGCGGAGAUCCACCACCCCCCUGCGAGUGUAACAUGCGAGGUGCUAUGGUAAUAUGCCGGCAGUGCGGCGCCUUUUGUCACGACGACUGUAUUGGGCCUCAACGUAUUUGUGCUACCUGUCUGAUACGUUAAUCAUUGUUCACCGAUUGUUUAUGUAUAAAUUUAGAGCCGUGCGACGAGAGUGCUGAGUAUCAAAUUACGGAAAUAGAGGCAGAUAUUAGAGGCGUCGUUGUUUCUUCGGAUCUUUAUUAAAAAAGAAAAAACUGUAAAAAAAAAAUAAGAAUUGAAAACCGUGAAUAUAUAUAUAUAUAUAUGUAUAUAUAUAUGCAUGAAUUUCAAAUAGAUGAGAUUUCAUGUUUCAGCCGAGUUUGUUGUCCAGCACUUUAGCGUGAACGGUGGUUUGCGUAGUUGAGAGGAUCGAUGAAUAUAGUUGCAAUUAUUUAGAAAUUCUUUUAAUCGUUUUAAUUUGGUGAUCAUUUGUCAGUAUUGAUCGGUGUUUUAUCGUGUACAAGAACUUUUUUAUAUCUUUGCUGUGUAUCAUUUUAUUGUAUUUGUUUCUUUUUUUUUUUUAACAGAAUUAUUUUUGACCGAACGAUGUUUUUGAUCGUUUUUAUAAAUGAUUUUUAAUCGAUAGUUCUUUUAGGGAAUAAAAGGUAGCGGAUACCUUGGUUAUCUUAGUGAUUGAAAUGUUGCAACUGUAUUCUCGCGUCCUUUUGUCUAAUAAGAUAAAGAUAAAUCUCUUACAGUCAGACUCUAAUACCGUCUUCCAGUAAACAUCACAUUCUUUAAUACGCGUCUUUACUAUUUAUUUAUUAACGAAAAUUAAGUUUAUUCUUAUUACGUGGAAGAUAUUUCUGUAUACAGUGGCCUGGAACUUAUUGAAAAUAUCGAAAAAUUAUUCUUACAUGCUCUCUUGCAAUCGUUUAUCUCUUAAUACGGCGAACAGAUUUCUAUUCGUCACGAACAAGUUGCUAUAGAACAUUCUGUACAGGAAUAUCUUUGGAUGAAUAUCGAUGGUUAUUAUUAUUAUUAUUAAUCUAUUGCCAACAAUGACAAAAUCUGAUUAGAUAUUAAAGUGUAGAGUUUACGUAUUUUAGCUUUACCUCUCACUACGUUGUAAACAGUUCUCUAAGAUAGUAUCGGAUACGUUAUAUUUGCUUCGCGUUAGUGUGAAAUUAAACGUCACGAGUGAGAUAUAGAACACAUUAAAAAAAAAAAAAAAGAAAAAGUAAACCAGUCACAGUUCCACGACCGAGAUUGCAUUAUGUAUAUAAUUCACAUUUCGAACAAUCAUUUUUUCAAGUAUGUUUAUCAGACAUUAUCGCGAGUUGUACGACUCCUCUUUACCUAAUGGACAGACUCGCAAGGAUCUAAAUCUGUCGUAUUAUUUUCUUAUGCAACUGGUAGUCGAAUACUGGAUCACGAUCGUUGUGUCUGUCAUAAGCAUAAUUAACAUGAUCGUAUUUCGCUAGAAAGGAGUUAAUUACACGUUAUACAAUAUCAUCACCAUUUUCAAUCCAACGCAUAACGACGAGAGUUACGUUCACGCGCGUAUCAUUGAAUUUUCGUAUCGAUAUGUUUAAUUUGGAAUCAUCGAUAAAGACAAGUAGUAUUAUUGCGAAUUCGAUAGAAAACUAUUGUGUAUUUGUCGCUCAAAUGUAAAUAAAAUCAUAUUCGUUUAAUGUGUAAAUUCGUUUAAUAUGCGCAGUGUACGUGGAUGACUAAAGUGCGGAUUUUGCGAUCGUGAGCGUUGCGGGCAUGUGGUGAUCGAGCAGAAACGGAAACGUCAAUGCUAAUAUCUCCGAUGCAGUUUGCACGGCACUUCUGCUACCUACAAACUCCUUUCUGCAUCGCGAUGCAACGUUAACGCGCACUGAAUUCGUACUUUAAACGAUAACAUAUUACCUGUCGAAAACAGCAAUAGCCACUUACGUGUAUGUACAAAGAUAUUCUAUAUUUAAAAGUGCUGAAAUUAAAAAGUAGCAUUAAGUCAGAUUGUGAGUAUUCCUUUUAAAACCAUGACAUUAUUUUCAUUGCUUUCCGAGCUUCGUUACGAGAAUUAUGAGUAAAUAUUAACGUGAUAAAGCAGAGACUUACCAUAAAAAUUUGCUUCGCAGCGUAAUACUUGAAUCAUUGAGAAAGCAAUCGUUCUUCAUAGAAUGGGUAAUUCCACUAGUAUUCUAACUCUUGCAGCCGACCACUGUAAGGAACAGAAUAUGUAAGUUAUACUGAAUUUUAGAGACGAUAUUGUACCGUAACUGAACGACACAAUUACCAAGAUUACAUUGGCAAAGUUUGAAGAAAAUCAAUACAACAGUUAUUGUAAAACUAAGCUUUAUGGAAGUCAGAAACGCAUUCAAGUAGCAAAUUAGCUUAGAUUCUCAAUAAAUGUUUUACA